Molecule: messenger RNA, 1083 nt
Organism: Rhododendron vialii
Lineage: Eukaryota; Viridiplantae; Streptophyta; Magnoliopsida; Ericales; Ericaceae
Exons: 1
Coding region: 1-1083 (360 amino acids)
Source: RefSeq, a predicted model, not a curated record
AUGGUCGAAACCACAUACUUCAAAGAGCCCAUCUGGUCUUUCCUAAAGGAGAUUAUGAGACAACCAUGGUUCGAAUGGCCAACAGGAAAGCCCGGCACUGAAAUUGGCCAACCAGAUCAUAACCAAAGGAAGAAAUGCUCGUACCAUAACGAGCUCGGCUACUACACAACAGCAUGCGCCCCAUACAAGGCACUGUUAGAACGUUUGGCGGCCCAAGGUCACCUCGACCAAUACAUUGAUCGAACCAAAACACCCACCCUUCAACCUACCAAAAACCCCAACCCUAAUGCGCCGCGACCGGCAAUACAUGUUAUCCACAGCCCUGUGACAAAAGAGUCUGAAACAAGUCUUCAAACCGACCUUGAUUGUGCCUCUACUUCCAAGCAGGUACUCGCGGUAGGACCUGGGUCCAAACGCCCAUGUCCAAAAGAAUUGCCUAAGUGGACAAUCACUUUCACCGAGUGCGACCUCGAGCUUAUGCAAACCUGUCACUCUGAUGCCCUUGUUGUAACUGUCCAAAUUGGAGUUCAUGACGUCAAACACGUUCUCAUUGAUCAAGGAAGCUUGGCAGAGGUCAUGUACUAUGACUUGUUCAAGAAGCUUGAUCUAUUAGAGUCGGCAUUGCAACCCGCCAAAGUACCUCUCAUUGGAUUCAAUGGAGCACCUGUUUGGCCGCUUGGUCAGAUCUUCCUUCCAAUCGUUGUAGGCUCGAAAACGUUGAGCGUUGAAUUCAUCGUCGUCAAUGUGCCGAGCCCGUACAACGCGAUUCUUGGCCGAACCUAUCUCCAUGGUAUGCAAGCAAUCGCUUCCACUUACCAACAGGUCAUCCGUUUCAUUGGCACCAAUGGAAGGCAGGAAGACCUACGCGGCGAUCAAGUUGCCUCCAAGAAGUGUUACGUUUCAGUUGUCCAUAAUUUCACCAAAGCUAAGCAAGUGCAAUGGGUUGAAGUCCCAGACAUGGAGGUUAUUGACAACAUCAGCGAGAAAGCCGAGGACAAAGCACAAGAGGACCUCGUCCAAAUGCCCAUCAACGAGGAUGGUUCUCAUUUUUUCUUACUCGGCUCUUCCCUCAGUGACGCCUAG